UGACAUGUGAGUGUAAGCAAAAGGCAGGUGGGAAAUCGAGCGGCAUGGAGAGGGGCCGGGGAGAGCUCGGGGCUGGGAGGGCGGCGGAGGCUCGGAGUCCUGCGCGAUUCGCUGCGCUUUGACGCUAACCAGCCCCCCGGAGUGCCGUGUAAACUGCAACUCCUGGAAACUUGGGCGGCUCUGCCAGGCUUCGGCGCAGGAGCCUCGGGACGCGUCCGCCGCCCCCCGCCGCCGAGGUGGGGGGGGCUCUCCCCGCCGCUCGGGGAGGGAAGCUGCGUGUCCCCCUCCACCCCAGCCCGCUCCAGCUCCCUCGCCGCCCCUUUCGGAUGGGCUGAGGCUGCGGGACGUCCCGGGCUCCUUUCCCGGCCUCCUGCGCGGAGCGCACCGGGCGGACCCGGACUUGCAGGGGCGCGCGGUCCCCUCGCUGCCCGGGGCAGGGGCGCCAGCAAAGGGCCCCCUUUGGGGAGCCAGCGGGCGCGCGGGGAGCUCCCCUCCCUCCGUCCCAGCCCGGGGCCCGGACUCGCCUGAAGCUCGGGCCAUGCGGGGCUGGCCCGUCCGGGGGCCCCGCUCCGUGCCCUGAGCGCGCCAUGGCCGGGCUGCAGCCGCCCGGCGGGGGGGACCUCUCCAUGCUCUCGCCGCCCCCGAUCCCCGGCGACCCCCGGCGCGGGGAGUUCGUCGCCCUGACCGCGGUGCAGACGGAGAAGAACGAGCCGCCCGCGGGCAGCCCCAGGCGCCUGGGGCUGCUGGGGACCCCGCUGCCAGCGCCGCCCGGCGGGGCGACCGCCCGCUCCGCCGCGCACAAGCGCUACCGGCGCCUGCAGAACUGUCUCUACAACGUGCUGGAGAGACCCCGCGGCUGGGCGUUCGUCUACCACGCCUUCAUAUUCCUCCUAGUCUUCAGUUGUUUGGUGCUGUCCGUGUUCUCCACCAUCCCAGAGCAUCAGAAACUAGCCAACCAAUGUCUGUUCAUCCUGGAGUUUGUCAUGAUUGUGGUGUUCGGCAUGGAGUACAUCAUCCGCAUCUGGGCAGCUGGCUGCUGCUGCCGUUACCGGGGCUGGCAGGGGCGGUUCCGCUUUGCCCGGAAACCCUUCUGCGUAAUAGAUUUCAUCGUGUUCAUCGCCUCGCUGGCCGUUAUCGCCGCCGGCACACAGGGGAACAUCUUCGCCACCUCGGCACUGCGCAGCAUGCGCUUCCUCCAGAUCCUGCGGAUGGUGCGCAUGGACCGCAGGGGGGGCACCUGGAAGCUGCUGGGCUCAGUGGUCUAUGCCCACAGCAAGGAGCUGAUCACAGCCUGGUACAUCGGCUUCCUGGUGCUCAUCUUCGCCUCCUUCCUCGUCUACCUGGCCGAGAAAGACGCCAACACAGAGUUCGCCACCUACGCUGACUCGCUGUGGUGGGGCACAGCCUCUCUGUGUUCUCUCCCCCCGCAGAUCACACUCACCACCAUCGGCUACGGGGACAAGACCCCCAAUACGUGGCUGGGCAGGGUGCUGGCGGCCGGCUUCGCGCUCCUGGGUAUCUCCUUCUUCGCUCUGCCUGCUGGCAUUCUGGGCUCUGGCUUUGCCCUGAAAGUCCAGGAGCAGCAUCGCCAGAAACACUUUGAGAAGAGGCGGAUGCCGGCAGCGAACCUGAUCCAGGCUGCCUGGCGCCUGUAUUCGACAGACGUGAGCCGAGCCUACCUGACCGCCACCUGGUGUUACUAUGACAGCAUUCUCCCAUCCUUCAGAGAGCUGGUCCUUAUGUUUGAGCAUUUGCACCGAGUCCGCAACGGAGGAGUUAGGAAUUCAGAGGUGAAAAGGUUGCCUGAUGGAGCCCCACCACCAUAUCACUUCUUCACCUCUGGCCAGAAAACCAUCGCCCCUGCUUUUUGCUCUGGGGAAAGGUUCCCGGUGGCAGCUCCCCCUCCCCAGGCUAAUGCCAGCUGUCCUUCCUCCCCGCCACUCCGCAGCAACAAAAUGGGCAUCAAGGACCGCAUCCGCCUGAACAACUCGCAGAGGCAGGGCAGCCGGGGAAAGCAGCACCUGGCCCCGCCCAUGCGCCGCUCCCCCAGCACCGAGAACGUGCAGGAGGCCUCCAGCCCCACCAAGGUGCAGAAGAGCUGGAGCUUCAACGACCGCACCAGGUUCCGGGCAUCGCUGAGGCUCAAACCUCGGCCACCAGUGGAGGUUGACGGCCUGGUGGAGGAGAGCACCGAGGAGAAGGGCUACCAGUGUGACUUGACCUUCGAGGACAUCAUGCCAGCUGUGAAAACGCUCAUUCGGGCUGUCAGGAUCCUGAAGUUCCUGGUUGCGAAGAGGAAGUUCAAGGAGACCCUGCGGCCCUACGACGUCAAGGACGUCAUCGAGCAGUACUCAGCCGGCCACCUCGACAUGCUGGGCCGCAUCAAGAGCCUCCAGUCACGCGUGGACCAGAUCGUGGGAAGGGGAGCCAUUGCAGUCGAUAAGAAGACUCGGGAGAAGGGAGAAAAGUCCCUGGAGGCCGACCUGGUGGACGAGCUUAGCAUGAUGGGCCGAGUGGUCAAAGUGGAGAAACAAGUGCAAUCCAUAGAGCACAAGCUGGACUUGUUACUGGGCCUCUAUUCCCAGUGCCUGCGGAAAGGCUCCAUGAACUCCUUUACCCUGGCCGCCAUGCAGAUCCCCAGCUUUGACCCGGACAUCACCUCCGACUACCACAGCCCCGUAGAGCACGAGGACAUCUCAGUGUCCGCGCAGACCUUAAACAUCUCCAGGUCGGCCAGCACCAACAUGGACUGAGAGGGGUUCCCAGCACAAGUGGGGCAGAGCUGGGGGACCGGUCCUGAGCCUGGUGGUGAACAUUCUUGUAGACAGACACACUGAUAGCUAGCAGGCAAGAAGACCGAGCCGUGAACCCAGCCAUGUUCUGGGCUGGGGACCACGGGGCCUCGGCUAACGUGUCCUGAUGCACUAUGAGCCUCACCUUGAUUUUACUUGAACAAGUCUUCCUUCUGACCGUGCACGAGCCGGAAUUAUUAAGCAACUAGUAUUCAGCACCUGGGAGCCAGCUGGGGCUGGGACCCCGGGGGAUGCAGCCGAGAGAGAGAGUUUCUUAAAGCAUUAAACCUACAAAACCGACGAGAGAACGCCUGGUAUCUAAGAAGCUCUUUUAUUUAUAGGAUCAGCCUCUCUAGACUUUAUCCUCUGCAGGCCGUCUUCUCUGCGGAGGAAAUCCCCCUCUCCCGGCACAUCCCUGGUUGGGGUGGUGCUGCCCCAGUGCAGCGGGAGGGCGAGUUGGCCAGGGAUGCAACAGGCCAGUGCACCUUGUCACUCGGUCUUUUUCUGGGCGCCUCUCCGGGAACCGUCCUUGGAAUGAGCUUUGACACAGGGUAUGGAAUGACCGAGAGCGUCUCAACUCCAAGAUUGGCAGUUCUGACCUCUUCACCAACGUACGCGGCAUCCCUGAGGGUCUACGCCGUUGCCCCUCCCGGGAGCCGGAGCAGGGUGCUUACUAACAGCUAUGCAAGGCUCGGUAACCCUUUACCAUCCAGUGCUACACAAGGGGCAUUGUGACUCGAUUGAAUGUGGUUUCUUCUGGAUCGAGGAAAUCGCUGGGGAAUGGCCAAGUUUUGCCUCCCUCCCGGGUUUCCUAUCUCCCAGCGAGCAGGGGCUCCGAUUCCUGCAGCCAUGACGGUAACUCAGUAAGCCCAGUGGAACCAUCUGCGGAGCAGUGCAGCACGGAGGGCCGCGUGUAUGCAGCAGUGUUUCAAUAUGCAACCCUCGAUCCCGACAGGAGAGGCGGACGAGUAGCCCGUCAGCCUAAGCAAUAGGUGUUUGCCCUGCGCCCUGGGGCCGGAUCCUGGGCUGCUCGAGUCAGUGGGGUUUCACGGGGCGAACGCUGCUCUUUUGGAGCCUGGCGGACAGACUCGGAUGGACUUUGGAUCAGGCCCUUGACUUGAAAGGGGGUAACUGGCUCGUUGGACCAAAUGCAGCCCUGUUGCAUGAAUCUGUGGAGGUAAUAGCAGGCCUGGAUCUGGUCCAUUGCACCUGGCUGUUGGGGGGGGGGGGUGCAUAGGUGGGUGUCGGCGCAGCCAGGAGGAGGGUAAGGAUGCUGUAGCUUCUUGUUAGCUCUUCUUUCCCCCCUCCACGUCUAGUCUGCCCAGCUCAGGCAGCCCGCCUUGCCCACUGUGUCUUCCGUACGUCUCCUCGUGGCACGGAAGGCAUCAGUAGCUUAGGGUACCCAAUAUCUCCAGACCUCGUUUUCCCAGAGGUGGUUCCCCAACUGGAUCGCUUCUCUCCUCUGCCCCCUUCUACAGCCUAACCCAUCAGCUGGGCACGGGGCUUCACUUGGGGACCUGCUGUCCUUAGUCAUCCAGCUCAAGUGCCUCUCAGCACGCUGGGGCUUUGCCCAUAGAUCCUACCCUGUCCCCCAUUGAUAGCCCAUUCAUUUCAAACCCUGGUCCCUGGUCCCCCAGGGGCUCCAUAAAGGAGUUCACUACCGGAUGGGGGCCUUAGCCCCCACUCUGGCUCCUGAAAGAGCCCUGAUUUCCCUUGCACAUCCUCUGUGGUUAGGAAUAUUCAGUAUCCAUUGGAGCUGACUGGGUCAGGCCUGGAGUCAGAACCCCUUCCCCGGCCUGUUUUCUAGUGGGGGUGCGACUGAAAUCCAGCAGGAACAGGCUCUGGCAUAAGAGGGAUUUUUUUGGCCCUAAGAUUUCAGUGUCAUCAAAUCCAUCUAGGAACGGAUUUGGCUUUGAACCCGGAGCCCUCUUCCCAAUCCAAACACCACCGUUUUCCCACACCUGCUGGUGCUCCCAUGGGGGUGGCUGGGGCUGGGACUGGGGCUGGAGGGUGCGGGGGGUAAUAGACUUCCCAUAACACAGGAUCUCUGCUUGGAAGGAGAGGUGGGAUGUGUUUCUCGUGCCUGCGCGUUACCCCUCCUGUGCAGUUAAAUGUCUUCCAGGGUCACCGUGCGCGCUCUGUCCCCCUGCCCCUCGGUCCGAGGCAAACCCCUGCAGAGCUGGGCAGCGCUUCCCCUCCCUGCGGUUAAAUUACAUCAGGCACCAGCCUUCUGUGGUGGCCAAGAGCGGCUCUUGAAUUUCGACAUGAAGAGUUUGCAUCCUCCCUCUCCCCCCCUCCCCGAGAGGCUGCCAAGGGGCAGCUCUGGCCUGCAAGGAGGCUACCACAAGGGGUGGCUCUUGGGAAUGGCUGGGCAAUUGUCCAGCCUGCAAGUGCUUCAGCUGAGAGCCUGGCUCUGGAAUGCGCCCUCCCGCACAGGCAUGCCGCUGUGCCAUUCCCUGGCAGAGCGGGGGCCUCGCCGGACCCUGGCCCCACCAAUGCCUCCUUUCACCACCCCUGGGGGCUCCCUGACCUUCACAGCCCCUCUUGCAAUGGUGGGGGCGUAGGUCAAGUCAAAAGGACCUCCCUCUCCCUUCGCCCGCCCCAGCGGGUAUCUAAAGGGUGGCGGGGGACGUGAGUAGAGUAUAACCUGUCCCCACACCUUCCAGCUCCCAGCCAGCUCCCCGGAUCUACCGGCGUCGGGGUGGGAGAGACGCCUGCUGCAGGGCCGUGCACCGGAGCUCAGGCAUGGGGGGCACCCUCCCCGUUCAGCUGAGUCCCGCUUGCAUUCCGUGCCUAGGUAGUGCAUGCCGCCCGCCCCCACGGAGACCCCUGCCCAGAGCCGGUCUCAUCCCAACCUGCUUGCAUGCUCUAGCAUGUCUCUUGACUUGUGCAUCGAGACCCUCCACCCCGUGCCCCUGCCCCGAUCAGGGCGCCCAUCGCGCUGCGGCGUAGGAGGGCACACGCCGGCCCCCUUGCCUGGGCAGACGUGUCUCGUGUCCGUACGGGAUGGGGAUGCGGUCGGGGGGGGGGGGGGGGGGCAAGGCUUCGGCCAAAGGAGAAGAAGUAGGAAACCCCUCCAGGUGAUUCCCAGCGACCCUUGUUUCCGAGACGAAGAUAGUUACCUCACUUUACUAACUUAUUAACUUAUUUGUUUCAUUAAAGUUUUACGUAGA
Molecule: messenger RNA, 5965 nt
Organism: Chelonia mydas (Green sea turtle)
Lineage: Eukaryota; Metazoa; Chordata; Testudines; Cheloniidae
Gene: KCNQ4
Product: potassium voltage-gated channel subfamily Q member 4
Exons: 14
Coding region: 588-2753 (721 amino acids)
Biological process (GO): transmembrane transport; potassium ion transport
Cellular component (GO): membrane
Molecular function (GO): voltage-gated potassium channel activity
Source: RefSeq, a predicted model, not a curated record